Molecule: messenger RNA, 1816 nt
Organism: Cynocephalus volans (Philippine flying lemur)
Lineage: Eukaryota; Metazoa; Chordata; Mammalia; Dermoptera; Cynocephalidae
Gene: PSMC3IP
Product: PSMC3 interacting protein
Exons: 9
Coding region: 534-1187 (217 amino acids)
Biological process (GO): meiotic strand invasion involved in reciprocal meiotic recombination; homologous chromosome pairing at meiosis; meiotic joint molecule formation
Cellular component (GO): condensed nuclear chromosome; DNA recombinase auxiliary factor complex
Molecular function (GO): double-stranded DNA binding; recombinase activator activity
Source: RefSeq, a predicted model, not a curated record
GAAAGCACCCGCCAGGUGUUGCCGUGAGCUCGACUGGGCUAAACACGAAACUUCACAAGCUUUGUGGCUUAAGAGGAGCCCCCUCCCCUCCCAACCCUACCUUUCCUUGGUGUUCAAAGCACAGCAGGUGUCGAGCGCCCCCUGUGUGCGAAGCUCGGUAACAGGCAAGUGACGACAGUAGCGUCUUGCUCUUUCCAAGCCGCUUACGCUUUCUACUGUUUUCACGACCACUCUUCUCCUACCUCAAGGUCACAAGGGCUCAGCCGCGGAUGAACCUGAGUCUGGAAACUUCAAGUUCUUUACCACAGUCCUCGUUCCGAGGGGAAGGAGGAGCCCCGGGGAUGAGCGCCGGGCUCCGGGACCCCAGCUGAAGUGGCUACGGCGUCCGGGAAGGGUCGCUCGGCUCCUCCGACGGCUUCCCUUUCCUCCAAUCACCGCCUGAGGCCCUCCUCCGCCCCUUCCGUCGCCGGAAGGAGCCGUCGCCCCGAGCAACCGCAACGUCCGGCUUUCUGAGUUUGGCGGCGGGAAAGGUCAUGAGUAAAGGCCGGGCGGAAGCUGCGGCGGGAGUACCCGGGAUCCUCCUGAGGUACCUGCAGGAGCAGAACCGGCCCUACAGCGCCCAGGACGUGUUCGGGAACCUGCAGCGGGAACACGAACUGGGCAAGGCGGCGGUGGUGAAGGCGCUGGAGCAGCUGGCCCAGCAAGGCAAGAUCAAAGAGAAGAUGUACGGCAAGCAGAAGAUCUAUUUUGCGGAUCAGGGCCAGUUUGACAUGGUGAGUGAUGCUGACCUCCAAUGCCUGGAUGCCAAAAUCGUGGCCCUCACUGCUAAGGCGCAGAGCUUGCAGCAGAACUGCCGCCAAAUGGAGGCUGAGCUGAAGGAGUUAACCAGUGCCUUGACCACACCGGACAUGCAGAAAGAGAUCCAGGAGUUAAAGAAGGAAUGUGCUGGCUACACAGAGAGACUGAGGAACAUCAAAGCAGCCACCAAUCAUGUGACUCCAGAAGAGAAAGAGCAGGUAUACAAAGAGAGGCAGAAAUACUAUAAGGAAUGGAGGAAGCGGAAAAAGAUGUCUACAGAACUGUCUGAUGCAAUUCUUGAAGGAUACCCGAAGAGCAAGAAGCAAUUCUUUGAGGAAGUUGGGAUAGAGACAGAUGAAGAUUACAACGUCAAGCUCCCAGACCCCUGAGGGGCCCUCUGUUGGUGCUAGGGGAUGGGAACAUAGAAAUGCCCUGGACUGGCUACCUUGUUUAGGUUGGCUUUUGUUGUUGUUCCUGGUGCUUUCCAGGGUUGAGCAGAGCAGUCAGACACAUAAACUAGAGUAUUGGGUGGAGGGAGUGAGGACUGGUGACCAGGAGUGGAUGGUCACGCCCAUUUCAUUGUCAUGGUUUGAGCUUAACACUUAGACUCGGAACAGCGCUAAAGGAAAGCAUUUGGCAAUAUUUAUUGUAAUAUAAUUUGAUAUAAAAAUAUUUAAUUUCCUCUGGAAAAUUAAACCUCCCAGACAUAAAACCUGUGAAAGGCAGAAGGGAGCUUGGGGGACAAGAAUAGAGAGAGACUACUAUACACCAGCAUUUGAAGAGCCCAAGGCUUUAACCAGGAUUCUCUGGGCUUAGGCACCCCAGGAGAAAUUUUGAGUAUCUUUACUCUUUCACCCCACCUCCAAGUCCUAGGAGAAACGCCGGCAACACUGAGAGAUGGCAGAGAUCCAAAUACACUUGACGGAAAGGCUGGGGUGGUUUUGAGGCCCAGGUGAUUUUCCAAAAUUGUAACUUUAGCAAAAUUGCAUUGUUGGUGUUUAGAAAAAUAAAAAUUUCA